ACUUCCUUGUUUGUUUCUGAGAAAAAAUGGGUGUGGCAAUUCUAAGAAAAUUAAUAUAUUCAGUAGACCUUGAAAUUCUUCAGUCAGCCGAAUUGAGUUUCGAGAAGAUUUGUUCAUAUUAACGUUUUUGAUGCGUGCUGUGCGAACACUGAUCCUAACUGAUAUAUGUGGAAAAAUGAUUGUAUAAGUGUUUGAAGUCUCGUUUCUACCGACUGGACUAGACAAUACUAUUUAGUCUGAAGUUAACGAACCUUUCAGGAAAACAACAUGGCGGCAACAAAUGUUCCCAAAAGAGAUGUGAUUAUUGCAAUCGACUUUGGUACUACAUACAGUGGUUUUGGCUACGUUUUCACCAACGCCUCCGAAGAUCACAUUUAUAUCUUUCAAAAGUGGGGACGAGGCCAAGGAAUGACGUACAGUAAGACGCCGACGGCCCUUUUGUUGACAGAGAAAGGCGAACUGCACAAAUUUGGGCAUGCGGCGGUGGAGAUGUAUGCCAAGCAAGCAAUCUCAAAGAAGGACUGUAAGAAACUUUUGUAUUUCGAUAAAUUCAAACUAUUGCUUCACUCCAAAGAGGUAAGUCUCGGUCGACUGAAGAAUGCUUGUGUGGACAAUAUUGUCGUUUGAUGGUAAAACACAGCCUAGCAAAAAAUCAGGUUCUGAAUAAAUAAUUUCACAUACGUUCUUUAAAGCUGAUUUCGAGACAACUAGUUCUUUUUGCUUACUUUAAUUAGGACCUAAAUGAGAAUACAGAAGUGGAAGCAAGGAAUGGCAAAAAGUGGCCGGCUUUGGAAGUCUUUGCAAAGUGUCUUGAAUACUUGAAAAAAGUGGCAACUGAUGCCAUUAACGAGCGUCAUCUUAAAUCAGACAAGGACAAUCCAGGUGCUGAAGUGAUGUAUAAAGAUUCACAGAUUCAGUGGGUUAUAACUAUUCCAGCAAUAUGGAGCAUUUCUGCGAAAGAGUUUAUGAGGAAGGCCGCCUACAAGGUGAUAACCAUGUUCACAAAGUUAUUCGGCAUUAUAGAGUUUUUACACGGAAACGACUAAAUGCUUUCAAACUGAUUAAAAAUAUAAUUGCAGUUGACAGCAUAUUCAAAGAUUUCAAAAUUGCAGAUUACUCCGUUGUAUGGAGGAGAUAUCUUACUGAACUUGAUUUGUAUUCAUAGGCAGGUAUAGCCAGCCCUGAAGAUCCCGACCAGUUGAUCCUCGCUCUUGAACCUGAAGCUGCCUCGUACUACUGCAGAAAACUGCCCUUCAACAGGUUCAAAGGAAACCGGGGAGAUAGUCGUGUCGUGAGGGAGACACUGGACAGAGAAAAAGUUCCAUAUAUGGUAGUUGACAAUGGAGGUUAGGUUUUAUGAUUUUUUAACUAGCUACCAGAACAACUAUUAUGGUAACGAUAAUGACGAUAGCGAUAAUGAUGAUGAGGGUGGUGAUGUUAACGGUUGUGAGGGCGGUGACGGUAACUAUGGUGAUGAUGAUGAUGAUAACUACAGAGUGGUGGAGUUGGCGGUGGUGAUAAGGACGGUUGUGUGGUGAUGUUAAGCUGGGUGGUGAAAGUGUUCAUGAUCUUGGUAAUAAUGACAGUUGUUUUGAUGGUGGCAGUGGUGCUCAUGAUGGUUGGUGGUAAUGUAACAGCAACGACUACGAUGAAAAAACGAUGAUAACGAUGAUAACAAUGGUAAUGACAAUAUAAAGUUUUCUUUUAACAGGUGGGACUCUGGACAUAACUGUUCACGAAGUUGAUGCUGUGGACGGGCACAUUCUAGAAAAACAUUGUCCUUCUGGUGGUCUCUUCGGAGGAAUACAUGUUGACAGAGAGUUUGAAAACUUAAUGAGCAGAGCAUUUGGCGAAUUCUUCAUGAGACGAUUUAAAGAAGAUUUCCCGAAUGACUGGCACUCUAUUAUGAAUCGCUUUGAGACCCACAAACGAGCAGAAGAAGACGUCGAUAAUGACGAGAUAAGUAUUCCCCUACCUUUAACCUUUAUAAGGUCUUGUAACCAAGACAUUGGAAGCGAUGACGACAUCAAUAAUAGGAUAAGGCGUUUUUAUAAAGACCAAGUCAGUGUUAGUAGCGACUAUCUGAAUAUUACCAUGAAGACUCUUGGUGACCUACAUUAUCCAAUAGUGGCCAAGAUUGCGGACCAUAUCCAUGAACUUCUUGCUAAAGAUAGCCUUCGGGAUGUCAAAACAAUGUUUCUCGUAGGAGGGUUUUCUGAAGCGCAGUUUCUGCGAAAAGAAAUUUCCCGCCGUUUUAAAGAGAAACGCAUACUCAUUCCACACGAUCCCGAACUCGCCAUAAUUCAUGGCGCCGUUGAGUUUGCUCAAGAUCCCAGCUUACUUCGAGCCAGAGUCAUGGGCAGAACGUACGGCGUGGACACUUGGACUAGAUUUGAUCCGGAUGAACACCCUCCUGAGAAAAGAGAAAUUCGUCCACACAAGGUAUACUGCCGUGACAUUUUUGAAACUUUAGCGGCGAAGAAUGAACGAAUAGAUAUCGAGGAAAAAAGAUCAUACACGUUUUUCCCUAUCAAUCCAAAACAGACGCAAGUCCGUUUCGAAUUUUACAGUACAAUCAAAGAAGAUGCUCAAUUCAUAACUGACCCCGAAGUGGUAAGCGAAAACGUUGCGAUAGUGGUUGCUAGUCCUGACACCACAAAGGGGUGUGACAGAGAAUUGAGACUAGAUGUUAUGUUUGGUGGCACGGAAUUAAAAGUACAAGUCACUGACGUUGAAUCAGGAAAUGCUGGGACAGCAUCAAUUGAACUGGUGUCCAAACCCGUGCUCCACUCCCGCUUUCACUAAAAAGACGUUUUCAAAGCACUAUCAGAAGAGACAGACCAUACUCUGCUUUGGCAGGCAAAUAAAUAAGGCAACAAUAACUUUAAAGUUAAAUACGCUGUAUUUACUUUGCAUGAACAGAAGCAAGACGUAUUUCGAAGAAACUCUGCCAAAUUUAGCAUGUGUUUAGCAAUAGCUUUAUUGGUAUCAGGGACUGACG
This is a messenger RNA of Porites evermanni, 3001 nucleotides long. NCBI's taxonomy places the organism in Eukaryota, Metazoa, Cnidaria, Anthozoa, Scleractinia, Poritidae. The record is from the annotation of a GenBank genome assembly.